CGUGGUGUGUGGGGCUGUGAAGUGUGAACUAUGAAGCUUCAAGGUCAGGACCGUUAAGAGCGUCGCAGCGGCCAUGAGAAUCGGAAUUUAUUCCGGCAAUCUUCAGGUCUUUUCAAAACUGAAACCCUGGAAUGAAGAGUUCGUGGGAAAAUUGCUCAGCAGGAAAUGGACUUUGCUCAGCCCUGAAACAAAAGUACACCAAGUAAUACAGAGAGACAAAUCACAUGAUUGUAGUAUCUUUUUACACACUAAUCCAUCUUUCAAUGAUGACUCAAGGGAGAUGUAUGAAGAAGAUCGAUACAUCUAUGUCGUGCGGGAUGAUUUGUUGCACCCAUUAAUAAAUGGCAAUAAAGCAAGAAAACUAGAUGGAGUACUUCCUCUGCUUGAAGAUUGUUUCGUGACAGAUGUGGUCACAUGUGGAGGCUGUCAGAGUGCUCACACAGCUGCUGUAGCUGCUCUGUGUGCUGAGAGAGGAAUCAAAUCACAUUUGCUUUUACGAGGAGAGCAACCUGAAAUCUUGACUGGCUAUAACUUGAUGUCUACAAUAUAUGGAAAUGUGACAUAUGUUCCGAGAUCUAUUUAUGCCAACCGUGAAGAGAUGCUGAAGAGCCAUGCCAAGUUGGUGGCUGGUAAAGAUGAUUCUGUAGUAUGGUUUGGUGAUAUCGUUGAAGCUUCAACAGCUGGAUUGUCUACUUCUCCAACAUUAGCAGGAAAGGAUGCAAGUAGAAAUGCUGGAAACAAUCUGAGAAAGAUUUUAAUAAUUAAUGAAGGUGCAGCUGAUUCUGUAGCUCUACUAGGUGUUAUUCGGCUAGUGCAAUACUUGUCAGGUAAUCAUUUACUUGGAAGAAGGGCCUUGAAAUUUGUUGUAGAUGCUGGCACUGGGACAACAGCUAUUGGUUUAGGACUUGCUGCCCUAUGUUUGGGACUCCCAUGGGAGGUCUAUGCAGUCAUGCUGGCUGAGACAAUUGAUGUAUACCGAGAAAAGGAAGAGCGAUUAAUUUCUGAAUUUAAGAAGCAUUUUAAUGUUCCGUUUAUUGAUCACAUUGUGAACAAAGAGGAUUCCAGAGUUGUGCGCUGGGUGGAACGAUCCCGUCCAAGAAAAUUUGGAAGAGUUUUGGAAGGGGAAAUAGAAGCAUGCCAGCAAAUUGCACAACAAACUGGGAUUCUGGUGGAUCCUGUAUACACUCUGGCUGCUUGGGAAAUGGCUACGUGUCUGUGUAACGAAGAAGCUAAGGGAGGUUCAGAGGUGGUGAUGCUUCACACUGGAGGCUCUUUGGGCAUGUUUGGGUUAGCUCAGAGGCAUAAAAACUGCUUUGGCACCCUCAGAAAGGACUCAGCUUUCAUUAACAGAUGACCAACGUUCAUGUAGUGUUGUUGAAGCCUGAUGUUCCUCUCCUAUUAUUUUUGACUGUUGUUACAGUUUAAUAUUGGAUGAUUAACUUUAUCCU
Messenger RNA from Prosopis cineraria, 1448 nucleotides. RefSeq names its product D-cysteine desulfhydrase 2, mitochondrial. Gene Ontology annotation, molecular function: D-cysteine desulfhydrase activity. The record is from RefSeq and is a predicted model, not a curated record. NCBI's taxonomy places the organism in Eukaryota, Viridiplantae, Streptophyta, Magnoliopsida, Fabales, Fabaceae.